Molecule: messenger RNA, 1935 nt
Organism: Ostreococcus tauri
Lineage: Eukaryota; Viridiplantae; Chlorophyta; Mamiellophyceae; Mamiellales; Bathycoccaceae
Product: Cupredoxin
Exons: 1
Coding region: 1-1935 (644 amino acids)
Molecular function (GO): copper ion binding; oxidoreductase activity
Source: RefSeq, a predicted model, not a curated record
AUGAGUCAGCGCGACGCCCAUGUUCCCACAUUGCGCCAUAAAGUAGCAGCCGAGCGUCAACGGAUUGUGCUCGCGGGUCGUUACGCCUCCGCGCGCCCCGCCCCGUCGCAUCGCCGCGCCUCGCCGCGCCCCGAGCGAUCGCCCCCGUCGCGCUCAACCGCGCGCGUCGUCAUGACGGCCCGAUCGUUCCCGAUCGCUCAACGCGCGCGCCCCGAAACGCGCACGAUUGGGACAACGUUGCUCAUCGCCGCCGCGCUCGUCAGCCGCGCCUCGCGCGCGCGCGGUGCGGAUCUCGUCGAACCCAACGUCGCGCGAUCGGUCUCGAACGUGCUCACGGAGACGCUCGUGGUGGAGGAGUACACGUACGCGACGACGACGCCGUCUGUGUUUAGUUUCAAGACGCGUGGAUACUUUGGAGCGACGGCGGACGCGUCGACGGCGGCGGAUCAGACGCUGAGCGAUCUGAAGAUCGGACCGACGCUGAAGUUCGCGGCCGGGGAUCGAGUGAACAUCUUACUGGAUAAUAAACUCGAGCCUAACACCGACUCGGUGGUGAUGAAUACGUAUCACACGCCCGGGACGACGAAUUUGCAUAUGCACGGUUUGCACAUCAGCGCCUACGACCCGCACGACAACGUGUUGAUCAAGGUUGAACCGGGGAGCACGCGUCAGUACGCGUACGAUAUCAUCGCUGAUCACGCCGCGGGUACGCACUGGUAUCACGCGCACGCGCACGGAUCGACGGCGCUCCAAGUGGGCGGUGGACUCGUCGGGGUCAUCAUCGUGGAGGACGGCUCAGACGAAAUCCCCGCCGAGUAUCAAAACCUGGAUGAAAAGGUGAUGAUGAUCCAAUACAUGCAAUUUGAAGAUGUGAGACGAAUCGCAGCGACCAGUGGUAUGGGCGAAAGUCACACGAGCUCUUCGACGGCGUCUAUAGCGGACAUGUUCACGACAAACGGGCAGUACGCGCCAACGAUCAAGAUCGAUCAAAACGAGUGGACACGUCUUCGCAUGGUUUUCAUGGCUCUCGAUAAAGUCGUCGAGUUCACGCUUGGAAGCGCCGCGGCCGGCCUCGGUUGCGAAUGGACCCUUCUCGCCAAGGAUGGUAUAUAUGUUGACAACGCUCCACGCGCUUUAACAAACGUGUACAUGGCGCCUGGUAACCGCGCCGACGUGCUCAUUCGAUGUACAACCGUGGGUUCGUUUACCGUAGACAGCGUUGGUGGCGCUUCGGGCCGUGGCCCACCAUCGAAGAACAUCGCCACGACGGUUGGUGCCCUGAAUUUCCAAGUCGUCUCGAGUGCAAGUUCCGCGACGACGCUUACACCGUUCAAUGCAAAGUUGCCCAACUACCUCGCCUCCGUCACCGCUUACGCCGGUUCAGGUGCAGUUGAAUCACACACACUGCAAUUUUCGCCUGUAGCCGGAGGUGGAUGCAAUGUCAACUACGAUAACGCCGGCGCUGCGGCGUAUACCGCAGUGUCCCUCGGGAACAUCCCAGCGGGCUCCGUGCAAACGUGGUCGUUGUCAGGAUCGGAUAGACACCCGUUCCACAUUCACGUCAACCCGUUUCAACUCGGAAGCGUCACCGAUACCUCGGGACUGGCGAAUCCUUACUUUUUCAUGGGUGACUGGCACGAUGUGAUGUAUGUACCUUCUGGAUAUUCCAUUCCACAAGUGCACUUCCACACAGCAGACUUCACGGGCAAGGUUGUCGCACACUGUCAUUUCCUCAAUCAUGAAGAUCAGGGAUGUAUGGGAUUUUGGGAGAUCACGGGCGAUAAUGGGACGGUUGUGUCGGAUUUGGCCGCCAGAGCGAUGACGACGGUCGUUUCCCCGCCACCGUCACCAUCUUCAAGCGGUACCGUUCAUGUCGCGAGCGUCGCCAGAGCAUUCGCCCUCUGCGCAUUGGCCACUUUAUUUGCGUAUGCUUAG